ACAAAAUUCAUAAUUGCUCAAUUUGAACUAGUAGAGAGUCAAAGGGGUUUUCCAUGCCUAAAACCCUCUGAUUUCAUCACAGCUUCUCCAUUUCCUCCAUACAUUUCCCAGCAGUUCUACGUAAUCGGAUGGCCACCGCCGCCGCAUCGGCCGCCGCCAGGUCCGUUUUCCGGUCAUCAUCUGUCCGCAAUGCCGCUUCCAAAAUUGCAUCCGAAUCGAAAACUGUUCCUUCAUCUUUUCGCGCAGCUUCUAGAAGUGCUCUCUCCAAUCGUAUCUUCAGGUGUCCGGCUGAGAUGAGCGCUUGUGUGGAGUCACUGCAACCUUACCACACAGCCACUGCUUCAGCCUUGAUGACUUCCAUGCUGACUGUCUCCAUGCGCAGUUACGGUUGGCUAUCAGAAGCUCAAAAUGACGAUGUGUGAUGAUUCUUUUGGGGGAGCUGGAGCAAACAUUACCAGUUUGUUCUUCCUAACGACGUGGUGCCAACUGCCAUGUAAAGAAGUUAUAUGAGUGAGUAGCCAAGGAGGAGCUUCUGGGUAUUCUGCAUUUCCAAACAUAAACAUUGAGGAACUGGAUCUUAACCUUUUGGAACACUUGGGGAAAAAUAUAAUCUUCUUGGAGCUUACUUGAUGUAGCGACGAGUUGGUAGUGAUUAUACUUUGUAGAUUUUGGAAUCAUAUAACUUUCUAUAUCAUGUUUUUGUACACUAGGAUACCUGAGCUUUUCCUACCAAUAACUACCGUGUCACAAA
Molecule: messenger RNA, 751 nt
Organism: Nicotiana tabacum (common tobacco)
Lineage: Eukaryota; Viridiplantae; Streptophyta; Magnoliopsida; Solanales; Solanaceae
Product: protein NUCLEAR FUSION DEFECTIVE 6, mitochondrial
Cellular component (GO): mitochondrion
Source: RefSeq, a predicted model, not a curated record